AUGAGAGGGAUCCUGCAGUGCAUCAUGCGGCAGAUGGACAAAGUGGAGAAGUUCAAGUACAGCCGCAGCACUUCGGACUCGCUUCACGCCAAGUACAACACCCAGACCUGUGCUCCGGUGGUGGCGGACGACGAGUGGGGCCAUCUGCAGGUGGACGCCACGUCGCUGUUCCUGCUCUUCCUCGCUCAGAUGACGGCCUCAGGUCUGCACAUCGUCUUCACUCAGGACGAAGUGGACGUGGUGCAGAAUCUCAUGUUCUACAUCGAGGCGGCGUACAAAGUGGCGGAUUAUGGGAUGUGGGAGCGCGGAGACAAGACGAACCAGGGCAUCACAGAGAUCAACGCCAGCUCUAUCGGGAUGGCCAAGGCUGCUCUGGAGGCCCUGGAUGACUUGAACUUGUUCGGAGCCAAAGGAGGUCCAGGGUCUGUGGUCCACGCUCUGGCUGACGACAUUCAACACUGUCAGUCCAUCCUGACGUCGCUUUUACCGCGGGCGUCCAUCUCUAAAGAAGUGGACGCUGGAGUUCUGGCCAUAAUCUCGUAUCCAGCGUUCGCCGUGGAGGAUAUGAACAUCGUCAACUUGACCAAGGAGGAAAUCAUCUCCAAACUGCAGGGACGUUAUGGCUGCUGCCGCUUUCUCCGAGACGGACACAAAACUCCAAAAGAGGACCCGACUCGUCUGUAUUAUGAAUCUGCUGAACUGAAGUUAUUUGAAAACAUUGAGUGCGAGUGGCCGCUGUUUUGGACCUACCUCAUUUUGGACGGAAUCUUCAUCAAGAGCCCAGAGCAGGUGCAGGAGUACCAGGAGGCCCUGGAGGGAAUCCUGAUCAAACAGAAGGACGGGAUCAGACUGGUGCCAGAGCUGUACAGCGUUCCAGCAGACAAGGUGGAGGAGGAGUACGAGAACCCUCACUCUGUCCAGAGGGCGUCUGUGGGAAAGUGUCCUCUGAAGUGGGGCCAGUCUCUCUACAUCCUGGGGAAUCUGCUGUCCGAGGGUUUUCUGGCUCCAGGGGAAAUCGACCCGUUAAACCGACGCUUCUCCACAGUUCCCAAACCGGACGUGGUCGUGCAAGUGUCCAUUCUGGCGGAGACGGAGGAGAUCAAGGAGCUGCUGCUGAAACACGGUCUGGAUGUGGAGACUGUGGCCGACAUUCACCCAAUCCACGUGCAGCCUUCCCGCGUCCUGUCCCACAUCUACGCCCGCCUGGGUCGAAACCCGCGCCUGGGUCUGACCGGACGGCCCUACAGGAGGAUCGGGGUCCUGGGAACGUCCAAGUUUUACAUAAUCAGAAACACCAUGUUCUCCUUCACGCCUCAAUUCAUAGACCAUCAGCAGUUCUACAUCGCGCUGGAUAACCAGAUGAUCGUGGAAAUGCUCCGGACUGAGAUCGCAUACUUGGCCUCGCGCUGGAGGAUGACUGGGCGUCCCACCGUCACCUUCCCCAUCUCCCAGACCAUGCUGACGGAGGACCACGCCGAUUUGGACCCUGCAGUUUUGGCCACGCUGAAGAAGCUGCAGGACGGAUACUAUGGAGGAGCCAGGAUCCAGACUGGCCGGUUGUCCGAGCUCAUGACCACCUCGUGUUUCGCUCACCUGAGUUUCCUGGACGGUAAGGCUCCCAGCAGCAUGACCCGUCCCGACGACCAGGACGGGGAGGAGGAGGGCUACGUGCAUGAGUUACACUGUGAUGAUGAGGCAGAUGACUUGGCCCAGUACCUGGACCACCUGUUGGCCCACUCCUCUCCUGAGGCAGCCCAGUCCCGGGGCCCCGCGGCUGGAGGCCUGAGCCGCUUCAAGGCUGCAGCCGCCAAAACCAAACAGAUGGUGGCGCUCAAGAACAAAGCACAAGGCCUGGACGUGCACAACGUGAACAUGUACCUUUCAAACAAACUGUUCCGAACGCGGCAUCUGUCCCUCAACCUCGACAUACCAGAAUCCUCUGCUGCUGACGCUCAGGUGCCCACUGUGGUGGUCUCUGCCGACAGUGGGAUUCCCAGAGACUCGUCCGGUGCCAUCGAUUACAGAGCUCUGGUGUCUCUGCUCAAAGACACCCCCAGUCUGCAGGACCAGGCCGACAUCCUCUACAUCCUCUUCAAAGACAAGGGGAUGGAGUGGGACACUGGGCUUCAUGGUAAAGGCUCCACGGUGCGCUCUCUGCUCUCGGACUUGUACGAGCGCGUGGGCGAGCUCAAACUCUGGGGUCUCAUCCGGAUGAUCUCAGGGAUGCUCAAGAAGAAGGUGGAGGAGCUGGACUCGGCGUGCUCAGAUCUGCUGGCUCACCAAAAGCACCUCACUGUGGGGUUACCUCCGGAGCCCCGAGAGAAGACCAUCACCGCACCCAUCCCUCCCGACCAGCUGGCGGCGCUCAUCGACGAGGCCAGCGACGGCAACAUCAGCGUGGCCAUCCUCACCCAGGAGAUCAUGGUGUACCUGGCCAUGAGCAUCCGCACGCAGCCCGCUCUGUUCAGUGAGAUGUUCAGGCUCAGGAUUGGCCUCAUCAUCCAAGUCAUGGCCACAGAGCUGGCACAGUCCCUCAGCUGCUCCGGAGACGAAGCGACCGACAGCCUGAUGAACAUGAGUCCGUCUGAAGUGAAGAACCUGCUGCACCACAUCCUGAGCGGGAAGGAGUUUGGAGUGCAGCGCAGCAUGCGCGAGCUGGAGGCCGGAGUCAGUCCUGCCAUCUCCAUCCAUCAGCUCGGAAACACGGGCGCCACGAAGAGCGAGCGGGCGGGAAUCAGCAAACUGAAGAGCGACAUGAAGAUGGUGAGAGCACAGGGAGUCUGUGGGUGUCUGUGGGUGUCUGUGUGUGUCUGUGUGUGUCUGUGGGUGUCUGUGGGUGUCUGUGGGUGUCUGUGGGUGUCUGUGGGUGUCUGUGGGUGUCUGUGUGGGUCUGUGGGUGUCUGUGGGUGUCUGUGUGGGUCUGUGGGUGUCUGUGUGGGUCUGUGGGUGUCUGUGUGGGUCUGUGGGUGUCUGUGUGGGUCUGUGGGUGUCUGUGUGGGUCUGUGGGUGUCUGUGUGGGUCUGUGGGUGUCUGUGUGGGUCUGUGGGUGUCUGUGGGUGUCUGUGUGGGUCUGUGGGUGUCUGUGUGGGUCUGUGGGUGUCUGUGUGGGUCUGUGGGUGUCUGUGUGGGUCUGUGGGUGUCUGUGGGUGUCUGUGUGGGUCUGUGGGUGUCUGUGUGGGUCUGUGUGGGUCUGUGGGUGUCUGUGUAGGUCUGUGGGUGUCUGUGGGUGUCUGUGUGGGUCUGUGGGUGUCUGUGGGUAGUUUGAUUUCGCAGUCGCUGGAUUUGGACAACAUCGAAUCCGGGAGAUACCGCCUGCCUUCCAUCGAGUCCCUGGACAUCCCAGAAUCCUUUCCCCCAGUGAAGGACACUCGACACGGGCAGUGGCUGCGGAGGAGGCGCCUGGAUGGGGCUCUCAACAGGGUCCCAGUCGGCUUCUAUCAGAAAGUCUGGAAGAUUCUACAGAAGUGCCACGGCUUGUCCAUCGAGGGUUUCGUCCUGCCGUCCUCCACCACCAGAGAGAUGACUCCUGGAGAGAUUAAGUUCUCGGUCCAUGUAGAGACGGUCCUGAACCGGGUCCCUCAGCCGGAGUACAGGCAGCUGCUGGUGGAGGCCAUCCUGGUGCUGACCAUGUUGGCAGACGUGGACAUCAGCUCCAUCGGCUCCAUCAUCCACGUGGAGAAGAUCGUCCACGCGGCCAACGACAUGUUCUACAAAGACCAGAAGGACCUCGGUGCAGAGGAGGCCGUGCUGGACAGAGACCCGUCCACAGGAGUCUGCAGACUGCUGUACGACAGCGCCCCCAGUGGACGUUUCGGGAGCAUGACGUAUCUGACCAAAGCUGUGGCCAACUACGUGCAGGACUUCCUCCCGGGGGGGUCCUGCGCCGUCCAAUGA
Molecule: messenger RNA, 3894 nt
Organism: Knipowitschia caucasica
Lineage: Eukaryota; Metazoa; Chordata; Actinopteri; Gobiiformes; Gobiidae
Source: the annotation of a GenBank genome assembly